AUGUCUUCUCGGACCAACAAGCUUGUGCCAGGAAAACUUGUCAUCAAGGUCAAUCACGACAAGCAAGUACUGACCAUUGCAUUUCUCUUCAAAGACCAACACUUCAUCGUCUGUCUUCACGACGGUCGUCUCCAAGUCAGAGAAGCAAAAACUGGUAAACUUCUGGGUGAUCCUUGGCAGAAUACAGAGGGAAGCCAAAUUUGUGCAAUCGACGUAUCACCAGAUGGUGGGCGCGUCGCGACUGGCAGCAAAGAUGGCAAAAUAGGAGUGUGGAAGUGGAAUGGAAGAACCGCGAAGAUAAUUGCUGAAUCAAAGAAGCACAGUCAUGGUGCUGCAGCAAAUUGCGUAUGCUGGAGUCAACAUGAUGGUGGCGCUUACAUCGCUAGUGGCUUUGACGAUGGGAGCGUAGCAGUCUGGCCAGUAUCAUCGGGGCUAAAGAAUCCCACGAGUACUGAUGACACCCGCCUCCGACACAUACACGCAAUCAGCUACUCACAUGACGGCACACAACUCCUCGUGAGCGGUUACGACCGCGAAAUCUCGAGAUUGACGAUCAACGGAAAAGCGCAGGAGAUUCAGCUGGAUGAAGUCAUCAAAAUUUGCAACAAUCCCAACCAUGUAUCAAGUGCAACAUGGGCUAUGACUACAGAUGGGCAUGCGAUCGUCACCGGCCUAACAGACGGGAAGAUCACGAUACUUGAGCUUCCGGAAGGUCAACCGUCAGAGCUUGAGGGACCAGGUCACUCCGACCUUGUCUGCGCCGUCGCUCUGUCACUUCCAAACAAACGUGUACUUGCAAGCGCCUCUUAUGACCGUACCCUCCUCUUUUGGGAUCUCGGUACCAAGCGAACAAUUUGUCAACCACUCCAGCACUCCGCAGAUGUGACAUGUGCAGCAUUCGCAACCAAUGGUACCUUAGUAGCUACUGGUACUUGCGAUGGAGAAGUUUACCUUUGGGAUGUGGCAGACUUUCUCUCUAAUGCAAUGCCAACGGACGAUGCGAAUGGUCGUGACGGAGGCACGACUGCUAGACCUUCUCUUAACUUUGACCCUAACUCGCCGAUCCCUACCCGCCAACGUGAAGCCCGACAACCACUAGUACCUCCAUCCCUCGACACUCCGAAAAGUGGAAAACCAAGAUACGGUGGGGAUUUCUUUGACGACGUGCGUCCUGCAGUCGUAGAUGGUCCCAUUCCAAGUGUUAGCAGGCGAUUUUCUAUAUCCCGGCCUAUUAAAGUUGCUGCAUCACGUAUGCAACAGACAUUGAGGGUAUCCCGAAUACAAAUUGAAAGGCCUCUGACGAACGUGUACCUGGGUGACAUUCAAGAAGAAAGACAAAACCACCACGGGCAACAUCAAGUAACCAGUGGCAUUCCGCUUACCACAUUCGAACAACAAUCAGGGGUGACAAAUGAACUGGCCACACGAGGCGCUGUUCUUAUACGACGUACUCGCUUGGUCAAUGCCUUGUUACGCAUGGGGUGCAUACCCCAGUACCCCGAGGUGGAUUGA
Messenger RNA from Suillus plorans, 1512 nucleotides. RefSeq names its product WD40-repeat-containing domain protein. Gene Ontology annotation, molecular function: protein binding. Bases 1 to 1512 code for a protein of 503 amino acids. Lineage: Eukaryota; Fungi; Basidiomycota; Agaricomycetes; Boletales; Suillaceae. The record is from RefSeq and is a predicted model, not a curated record. The transcript has 5 exons.